Armigeres subalbatus is the source of this 2574-nucleotide messenger RNA. RefSeq lists its product as uncharacterized. The coding region runs from base 738 to 1589 and encodes 283 amino acids. The transcript has a single exon. The record is from RefSeq and is a predicted model, not a curated record. Lineage: Eukaryota; Metazoa; Arthropoda; Insecta; Diptera; Culicidae.
GUAUACAGCUAGAAUUUAGUAUGGAGGUACAAUGAAAUCUUUUUAUUGUUUAGAACUGUAAAACAAGUCGUGGGAACAAAAAAUCUAAAAAUUAUUUGUUGAUUUUUGACCUAGGUUUCAUAUUGAUGCGAUGCGUAGUUAAUGAGAACGGAUGAUUUGUCCAUACAAGGAAAUUUAUUUUACUUUAAAUGUUGUGGCGCCAUCUCGUUCAAACAGCACCUUUGUUUUUGCCUUAUUGUUGUUUGGCAGAUGGUGGUAGUGAUAUAAUCACUGCAGAUACCUUGCAGAGGUUGAUCCAGGGAUGUAGUCUAGGGGUGGACAGCCCUAGUUUGUUGCGAACAACUCAGACUAAGGCCGGAGUGGCCUGCGCAGUACAUAAAAGUCAUUCCCAUUCAACUUGGUCCAUGGAGCACGUCUAACCACGCAGUCUACGAAAGGUCCGCAAUCCGUUUUCCACCUGAUCGAGCCACCUUUCUCGCUGCGCACCUCGCCUUCUUAUGCCCGUCGGAUCAUUAUCAAGAGCCAUUUUCACCGGGUUAGUGUCCGACAUUCUGGCUACAUGCCCGGCCCACCGCAGUCGUCCGAUUUUUGCGGUGUGAACGAUGGAUGGUUCUCCCAACAGCUGAUGCAACUCGUGGUUCAGUUGGCAAUCGCUUCUCGCGCACGAUAGACGUCUUUCCGCACAGUUGCUUAACAAACGAUAUUCCUCGGUUCGUGUCGAAUCCACUCAGUGCAAAAUGUCACACAGAACGAACACGCUUGUCGUGGACUUUAGUGUUCUUCCAACACGACCUCCGUUGGAACAGGUGAAAAAGUUCCUGGAGAAGUCAAUCAAGCUUGACAUGGCUGAUGUUAAGAGCAUUCAGCUGCACAACCUCAACAACUGCGUGUUUAUCGAGAUGAACGAUGCAGGUGUAGCACCACGACUACAGCAGCAAAACCAUCUGAAACACUCAUUCCAUCGUCUAGGCGUAAUCUAUCACAUACCGGUGUAUGUUGAUGGCCCCACUACAACAAUCAAGCUACACGACCUUUCGCCACGCAUGCCGAAUACCACUAUCAUCAACCAUCUGAAACAAUAUGGCAAAAUAAUCUCCAUACAAAAUGAGACCUGGAAAAACUUCUUCCCGGGAGUGCUGAACGGUGUGAGAGUAGUGCGAAUGAUGAUAGAAAAACCGAUACCAUCGCGCAUCUCUAUCGAGAAUGAACCGACGCUAGUUACUGGCCAAAAACAAAAUGAUCAACAGCAAUCAAAGUGCCCAGUGGCGACUUCAGAGCCUACAUUACAAAUACCAUCGAACACAUCCGAACAAAUCAAUACCGGCCCUCCACCAGUGCAAACGGAAUCAAACGAAAGUGAAAACGACAAUGACGACGACGACGACGACGAAAGGCAAAUUGAGCCCGGCACUACUGGAGCCAGCGCGAAAAGGCGAUUGUCAGCCGCAUCGGGAACAGCAAGCGACACACGUGCCGAUAACAUCCCAAAGAGAUCGUGUGGUGAAGACGCUUACAAUACAGGCGAUACCAGAGAACAUGAUGGAGCGGACUGGAGAGUGUAUAACACACGAUCAAAAACAAAAAAAUAAUGUAUCGAAUUUGUAGCAUAUUGUAAAUCAGAGACGAGCCAGCCUCGGGCUGAAAGUCUCUUAAAUAUAGACAAAAAAAAAAAAGAAAAACACUCGUGGUUCAUACGCCUCCUCCAUGUGCUUUCCGCCAUCUACACCUCACCAUAAAUGGUACGCAGAACUUUCCUUUCAACUCCAAGUGCGCGUUGGUCCUCCACGAGCAGCGUCCAGGUCUCGUGUGCGUAGAGAACUAUCGGUCUAAUGAGCGCUUGUAGAUAGUCAGUUUGGUACGGCGGCGAACUCAAUUCGAUCGGAGCGUCUUGCGGAGUCCAAAGUAUGUACAGAUUCCCGCCACGAUGAGUAUCCGAAUUUAUCUGUUGGUAUCGUUAUCGGAUGUCACCAGGCACAAAAUACCAUCACCUUGCCGUAACCCUCAACGCAUUUCAAAUGGACUCGAGAAUGCCACUGAAACUGGAACUACGCAUAUCACCCGAUCCAUCGCCUCAUUGAUCAACCAACUUAACUGUCAGUUUAUCCGGAAAUCCGUGUUCGUGAAUUAGCUGCCAUAGCUGGUCUCGAUCGAUUGUAUCAUAUGCGACCUUGAGGUCAAAUGAAUAGACGAUGUGUGAGCACGUUGUAUUCGCGGCAUUGCUGCAAUAUCUGGCCCAUGAACUAUCUUACAUUUGGUGCUGGUCGACAGAACAAAAUUUGGGAGAAUAUGUUGUGGGCAGCGUUCAGCAAUGUGAUUUAUAUAAAUGGGAUACACGAUGCCUUCCAUCAUGAGCUCUAUAAGAAGAGUACCGGAUUUGUUGUAUUAUGCGUAGUUUCUUUAUUUAUGACGCUUUCAGCCCUGGGCUGGUUCACCUCAGUCUGAGUAUAGCGUCUGAUCACAUUACAGUUCUUCCAGUUUUAUUAUGUAGAGAUUUUCAUACGUAAAAAUCAAUCAGUUUUCAUCACUUUAUUUACCCUAAUAGCAACUCUUGAAUAAUUGUUUACGUGUCACAUU